AUGGCAAUGCUAGCUGCAAAGCUUCUUAUGUUUCUUUUUCUAUCUCAGGGCCAACAUUGUUUAGCUGCUGGCCUGGAUAACUGUGUUUUCUUAGGGGAAGAGGGGAAAAACAGUCUGUACGAAGAAGGAGAUGUCGUUAUAGGGGGUUUAUUCCCUUUGCACUACAGCCCUGUGUCUUCCCUUCCAAAAUACAAAACAAAACCGAUGCCUAUUAAGUAUAAUUUCAGCUCUCGUGCCUUGCGCUGGAUGCUGACUAUGACUUUUGCAAUCAAAGAGAUCAACCAUCGCAGCGACCUCCUGCCACACCUGAAGCUGGGGUUCCACAUCCGUGACAGCUGUGAUGACAUACCUGUGUCUCUGAGUGCAGCCCUGCUGUUGGUGAACGGCCAGCCAGACGUGGGCAUCAGAGCUGAGAGUUUGAACAGGGACAAAGGUCUAGAAAGAAACAGUCAUUAUAAUUUAAGCUGUGCUGCGGCACAAACUGUGUCCCCGGUAAUCAUAGGAGAUGCUGCCUCUGGAGUGUCUAUGGCUCUGCUAAAAACCUUGGGUUCGUUCCAUAUCCCACUGGUGAGCUAUUUUGCAUCUUGCAGCUGUCUGAGUAACCAAAAGGAGUUUCCCACUUUCAUGCGCACCAUGCCCAGUGAUGCCUUCCAGAUCAGAGCCCUGGCCCGGCUGGUUAGCUAUUUUGGCUGGACCUGGGUUGGGGUCAUUGGUGUGGAAUCUGAUUAUGCUCGCUUUGCCAUUCAGCUUUUCCUGAAGGAGUCUGUGAAGUACGGUGUGUGUGCUUCCUACACUCACUUCUACCCUGUGGGCCUGAGUCAGCAGGCUCUAAAUGAGCUUCUGGAUGUUAUUCAGAUGUCAUCCUCAAAGGUCAUCAUUAACUUCAGUAGUGAGUCAGAGAUGCAGGGCAUUCUGAGAGAAGUCCGAUAUCGGAAUAUCACCAGCCUGCAGUGGAUCGCAAGUGAAGCUUGGGCCACUGCUAAAUCACUUUGGGAAAAGUUUGGAGAUCUGCUAACAGGAACACUAGGAUUUGCCAUCCGGAGAGCAGAUGUAAUUCCAGGUCUGAAACAACACCUCACCAGUGUCAGACCAUCCAAUAUUAAUGAAUCAGCUUUCUUGGCAGAAUUUUGGGAGGAGUUGUUUAACUGCAGAUUGAACGGAUCAGUGAACAACCACUCUCAUGGUGGUGUCGCCCACCUCAACAGAUUGCUAUGUAAAGGGACAGAGGAUUUAAAAGAUGUUUACUCUCCUUAUUCAGAUGUUACACAGCUAAGAGUGUCAUAUAAUGUUUACAAGUCUGUGUAUUUGGUAGCCCAUGCUUUGGAAGAUAUGAGUAACUGCAAAGUCGGACAGGGGCCUUUCCUUAAUCGCACUUGCGCAGACUUAAAGAAUGUUAAACCUUGGCAGCUCAUUCAUUACAUGAAGCGUGCAAAUUUCUCUGCACUUGGGGAGAAAGUCAAUUUUGAUGAAAAUGGUGACCCCAUUGCUUAUUAUGAUAUCAUGAACUGGCAAAGGAGGCCUGACGGUUCUCUACAUUUGGUAAAAGUAGGUUUCUAUGAUGCCUCCACGCCUGAUGGACGCAGCCUGGUCAUAAAUGAGUCAGUGAUUCAAUGGCCUGUUGGAAAGCAGGCUUUCCAGUCUGUGUGCAGCGUCAGUUGUCCUCCAGGUUCCCGCAUCGCCAGGAGAAAGGGGGAACCCAUCUGCUGUUUUGACUGUGUCCCCUGUGCUGAGGGAGAAGUCAGUAAUAAUACUGAUUCUUUAGAGUGCUCACGCUGCUCAGAGGACACAUGGCCCAAUAAAGCCAGAGAUAUUUGCAUCCCAAAGACUAUUGAGUACUUGUCUUACCAUGAGUUAAUGGGUAUUGUGCUGUGUGUUGUAU
Messenger RNA from Notothenia coriiceps (black rockcod), 1879 nucleotides. RefSeq names its product extracellular calcium-sensing receptor-like. The transcript is spliced from 7 exons. Gene Ontology annotation, molecular function: G protein-coupled receptor activity. The record is from RefSeq and is a predicted model, not a curated record. Gene Ontology annotation, cellular component: plasma membrane. The annotation marks the transcript as partial. Gene Ontology annotation, biological process: G protein-coupled receptor signaling pathway. Lineage: Eukaryota; Metazoa; Chordata; Actinopteri; Perciformes; Nototheniidae.